CAUUGCCGACAGAAGGGAAGUGCGUUUGCGAGGAUGAGCGCGAUCAGACACGUGCGACAAAAACCCCGUAACGGUUGAAUAUGAGCCUGGAUAUACUGUAUGAGGAGACCUGCUGUCCAUCACCUGUGCUCUUACUUCCUUCUGUCUGUUCUCUCGUUAUUCGUGUCAGUUUUUGUUAAGUACCUACUGCGAGCUGGCCUCGUGCACCUAUCCAUUUUAUCAGCCCCACAAACUUUUUGGACUAUAUUUUAUAUAUGUUUUUUGGUUGAAAUUCCUCUCAUUGGGAUGCUUCAAAAAGUAAUCGCUAAAAUAUUUAAGAACUGGCUACUUACAUACUUUGGGGGGUUGUGGGGGAUUGUAGCCUACAGUAUGCUUGUGCGUUGCUAAGGGAAACUGUCGCCUGAAGAACGUCCUCUGUUCGUUUUGUACUUGGGUAAAACUAGUCUUAAGUCCAUAUUUAAAUUGAUGCGCAACCGUUGUGACGUUUCCGUCGUUCUAAUAAACGCAUCACCGUAAUACACAUUGCAAUCACGAUACAUUUCUCUCAAAGUGACAAGUUAACAGGUUAACAUCAUAUAUAUUCGAUCGAAAGAUAUGAAGCCCCGUUUAGGGAACUGUGCAUCACUCGAGGCGGGAAGAGCAUCGAUUUUAUCUUGCAUGACCUCCCUGGAAGAUGUAUGAUGCAUUCGAAAUUUGUUAUGUAGUCUGUCUCUUGUACGUCAAAGUAUUGGCACACAUUCCGUCUUUCGGAAAUGAUUGCCAAGGGGUUUGUAGGUGUGUGGUAGCCUGUUGGCUGUAUGUGUGAGAUAGAACAGGCUUUGUCCUUUCGGUUCAUAGGCUACAUUCAAACGUCUUUUAAGAGCAUCCAAACCAAAUACGAUAUUAACAUGACUUUCUUUACGUGUCAGUGUUUUUUUUUUUUUUUUUUUUUAAAUAGGCGGUCGUUGUUCAAUGUGUGGAAUAGGCUGCUAAUAAGUUCUAGAGUAUGCGUGCGUCGAGCACAAAACGUGUAGUUUAAAUUUAUAAACACCUACACGACAAAUGCGAGUUAAAUAUGCGAUUGGUUUAACGCAAUGUGGCUGUAAUUAUCUCAGCAUUUGAAUACAGCCUGCAUUUGAGCCAGUGCAGCCCAUGCUUUGGUAAUUGAUUUCCAUUUUGGAUUAGUGUGCCCUUAGCAGGUCAUUUCUAUUCUAUGAUGGUACGGUGAUUGUUAUUGCCGUUCAAUGAAGAGUAGACGGAGGUGCAGUUUGUGUUGGUACGCUGGCUGCGCUAUCAUACAGCACCCCCCUCCCCCAAAUCGCACUCGCUUGUACAGCAUGAUCACGAAAGCUGGGCUGAGCGAAUACUUUUAUAUUUGAGAUAAAGAACCUUUUCCUAAGCGUCCCGAAUGAUCUUCGGCAGACUGGUCUGUGCUAUUCGCGCCGUCCUCCCUUCUAGAUUUCCAUCUGUAUUUAUUUUUUCCAUCUGACCCGGCGCUGUACACGGACCGUGCUUUCUUCUCCUGCAAAUAGGAGGUCAGGAGAAAUCGUUGUGCUCUAAGGCUUGUGCGAGGGUGAAUCAAUUUGAGAGAGAGAGAGAGAGAGAGAGGGAGAGAGAGAGAGGACAUCGACUCUACGCAGCUGCUGUUGGAAGCGUACAAGAGGAAAAAAGAGAACAAACAGCCACUUCAGACAUGGGAUGUUGCCCGACGCAGUCGUCGUUCUCGGGAAUCAACAAUUCAUUUCGUUAAUGUUGCUCAAGGUGUACAUUUAAGCUGUGAACGACGGCCUGUCAAAGAAAUGCGGAGUAUAAGGCGGAAGUUGGGGACUGGGGCCUAUACCAAAUAAAUGAGCUGUGCAGCUGCUGCAGGAGAAUUGGUAGGCCCCAGAUCCUCAGGCUGGAGUGAUGGAGCUGCCCAGGUCUGAGCACCGUGGAGCGGGGUGCCGAGCGGUGGCAGGCCCUGCCGAGGAGCCGGGGACGGGCAAGAUGUAACAAGCGUUUUCUUCUCGAACGCACAACUUGGAUCCAGAAGAAAGGGAAAGUGACAAGAAAACAGAAACAUUCAGUCUUUAUGCAUGUGUAUCUAAGUGUAAAAAAAAAUCUAAGCAAGAAAGGAAAGAAGAGAAAGGAAGAAGGAAAAAUUACUUUUUUUAAAUGAAACGUUUAAUGAGGCCAUGUCGUCCGAGUAGCUGAAUCGGUUAAAAAAAGAAAGAAAAGAAAAAAAGUGAAAGCUGCAUCUGUCUGGAAUUACCUCCACUCACUUGGAAAAGGGGAGGGUCAUGACCCAGUUGCCAUGCGCUUUGCCACGGUGACCGGCCUCCCCAGCCCCUCCCCCCUUCUCCUCCUAUUGGCCCAGCUGCUGUUGCGGCUCCUCCUCCUCCCUGGGCCCGGAUUGGCUGGGGCGGCCUCGUCCUGUCCCGCCCUCUGCAGCUGCUCAAAUCAAGCCAGCCGGGUGAUUUGCACCCGGCGGAACUUGGAAGAGGUGCCGGAAAGCAUAUCCGUCAACACGCGAUACCUCAACCUUCAGGAAAAUUCCAUACAGGUGAUCAAGUCCGACACCUUCAAGCACCUGAGGCACCUGGAGAUCCUGCAGCUCUCCAAGAACCACAUCCGGCAGAUCGAGGUGGGCGCCUUCAAUGGCCUCCCAAACCUCAACACCCUGGAGCUGUUCGACAACCGGCUCACCCUGGUGCCCUCGCAGGCCUUCGAGUACCUGAGCAAGCUGAGGGAGCUCUGGCUGCGCAACAACCCCAUCGAGACGCUCCCGGGCUACGCCUUCCACCGCGUGCCCUCGCUCCGCCGCCUGGACCUGGGCGAGCUCAAGAAGCUGGACUACAUCUCCGACGCGGCCUUCGUGGGCCUCAUCAACCUGCGCUACCUCAACCUGGGCAUGUGCGGGCUGAAGGACAUCCCCAACCUGACGGCGCUGGUGCGGCUGGAGGAGCUGGAGCUCUCGGGGAACCAGCUGAGGAUCAUCCGGCCGGGAUCCUUCCAGGGCCUGGUGUCGCUGCGCAAGCUCUGGCUCAUGCACUCGCAGGUGGCCGUCAUCGAGCGCAACGCCUUCGACGACCUCAAGAACCUGGAGGAGCUCAACCUGUCCCACAACUCCCUCCACUCGCUCCCGCACGACCUCUUCACCCCGCUGCACCAGCUGGAGAGGGUCCACCUCAACCACAACCACUGGGUGUGCAACUGCGACGUGCUGUGGCUCAGCUGGUGGCUGAAGGAGACGGUGCCCAGCAACACCACCUGCUGCGCCCGCUGCCACGCGCCGCCCGUCCUGAAGGGCCGCUACAUCGGGGAGCUGGACCAGAGCCACUUCACCUGCUACGCCCCCGUCAUCGUGGAGCCCCCGACCGACCUCAACGUGACGGAGGGCAUGGCCGCGGAGCUGAAGUGCCGGACGGGCACCUCCAUGACCUCGGUCAACUGGAUCACGCCCAACGGCACCCUGAUGACCCACGGGUCCUACAGGGUGCGCAUCUCCGUCCUCCACGACGGCACCCUCAACUUCACCAACGUCACCCUCCGGGACACGGGCCAGUACACCUGCAUGGUGACCAACUCGGCCGGCAACACCACGGCGACGGCCGUGCUCAACGUGUCGGCCGCCGACGUCAGCAUCAACUACACCUACUUCACCACCGUCACCGUGGAGACGGUGGAGAACGGCGAGGGGAACGCCCCGCGUUCGGAGAACGAGACCUACGUCCACAUCCUGGGCCCCACGCCACCGGGGGAGAUCUGGGGCGGGGGGACGACCCUGGCCACGACCUCGGCGUCCGUCUCUGCCUCCUGGCUGUCCCCCCGAGCGACGAAGCCGCCCGACUGGGCCUUCACCGUGCCCGUGACGGACGUCACCGACGUCUCCGGCCUGGACGACGUGAUGAAGACCACCAAGAUCAUCAUCGGCUGCUUCGUGGCCAUCACCUUCAUGGCGGCCGUGAUGCUGGUGGUCUUCUACAAGCUGAGGAAGCAGCACCAGCUGCACAAGCACCACGGGCCCGCCCGCGCCAUCGAGAUCAUCAACGUGGAGGACGAGAUCGGCGCCGGGGCCGGGGGGGGCACCGGGCGCGGGAGUGGAAUUUCGGGGGGUUCCACCAUCCACUCCGGGGGCGGCGUCGGAGGGGGGCAGAGCUUAAGGCUGCACCACCCAGAGAUCGUCAACCUCCCCAACCUGGCCCGGGCAGAGCACCUGAACCAUUACUACAAAACGCACCACUUCAACAACAACAUGAUGGGCGUCGGCAUGGGAACGGGCUCCGGGAUGGGGGGCGGAGUCCUCAACAACAACAACAACCCCUCCUCCUCCCUGUCCCAGCCCACCUCAGCCGUCCCCGUUUCCUGCACCCCGCUCCCCAUUUCCUCCUCGUCCGGGAACAGCCACGGCUUCGGCCCCAGCUCCAUGUCCCCGCUCCCCCUCCCCCCACUGGGAAUACACGGAUCUCUCAAGGGCUUGAUGGGGAAGAGCCAGAACCCUCAGAUCGAACCGCUCCUCUUCAAGAGCGGCUCCAAGGAAAACGUCCAGGAGACGCAAAUCUGAGGCAGGCGGGGGGCUAGCGAGCGUGACCGCCGCACCUCCGAUCCCCCCCCCCCACCCACCCACCCCACCCACGGCA
This is a messenger RNA of Anguilla anguilla (European eel), 4598 nucleotides long. It is a transcript of the gene lrrc4ba, whose product is annotated as leucine rich repeat containing 4Ba. Gene Ontology annotation, molecular function: protein binding. The record is from RefSeq and is a predicted model, not a curated record. The transcript has 5 exons. Lineage: Eukaryota; Metazoa; Chordata; Actinopteri; Anguilliformes; Anguillidae. The coding region runs from base 2273 to 4522 and encodes 749 amino acids. Gene Ontology annotation, cellular component: plasma membrane.